AUGCAUCCUGCUGAUUUGCCAUAUGUUGAACUGCAGCCUAUUGGUUGGAACUUCGCUACAAGUGGUUCAAACAACCUCCAUGCUUUCAAUAAUAAGAUCGUCGCUGUGUCGGAUACUAGCGCCAAUGAAGUCCUUCCCGUUCAACACGCCCUCAGGGAUUCGUAUUGCGAAGGAGGUCACGGCCUCUCAAUUGGAUCAUUAGGGAAAGGGGGCUCUGUUGCUGAUGUUCAAAACGUUUUAAUCGAAAAUAUUGUUAUGAAAAACACCUUGUAUGGUGCAAGAUUUAAGAGCUGGACAGGGGGGAAUGGCCUCGCGAGGAACAUCACUUGGAAGAAUAUUGCCUUUGAAGGAGUGCCGUUUCCUAUAUAUGUGACACAAAACUAUUGGGAUCAAGGAGUUGGUCCCAAACCAAACACGACAAGUACCAACAAUACACAUAUCGAAGACUUUUUAUUCCAAAAUUUUGUUGGUAUAGUAAAAGAUGUUCCAUACGUUGAGGGAUCCUGUGUAAGCGACCCUUGCUGGUAUUCUGUACCUGGAGCUACAGGGAAAGAAGUGGUAAUAUUUGAUUUAUAUCCUGACACCGCUGUAAACAUCGUAGCCAAAGACAUUUUUGCUACUACCGAAACGGGUGCGCCUGUUGCAGUUAUGUGUAACUCCACGACGAUCUCGACUGAUGUCGGAUUUAAGUGCUGGGAUGGACUUUUCAUUAGGACAAAAGCUGGACUCUGA
This is a messenger RNA of Psilocybe cubensis, 732 nucleotides long. RefSeq lists its product as uncharacterized. Bases 1 to 732 code for a protein of 243 amino acids. The record is from RefSeq and is a predicted model, not a curated record. Lineage: Eukaryota; Fungi; Basidiomycota; Agaricomycetes; Agaricales; Agrocybaceae. Gene Ontology annotation, biological process: carbohydrate metabolic process. Gene Ontology annotation, molecular function: polygalacturonase activity. The transcript has 13 exons.